Messenger RNA from Salvelinus sp. IW2-2015, 7151 nucleotides. Its product is annotated as arf-GAP with GTPase, ANK repeat and PH domain-containing protein 3-like. The record is from RefSeq and is a predicted model, not a curated record. NCBI's taxonomy places the organism in Eukaryota, Metazoa, Chordata, Actinopteri, Salmoniformes, Salmonidae. Gene Ontology annotation, molecular function: GTP binding; GTPase activity; GTPase activator activity. Gene Ontology annotation, biological process: activation of GTPase activity. Gene Ontology annotation, cellular component: nucleus.
AAAAUGCGGAGGAGGGAGCUGGGCAGGGACCACUUGGACCAAAGAGGACUCGACGUGAUUUAAUUUCAACGCAGAAACAACGGAUUCAGUAGGCAGUGGACCCGGGCGUCUUGCCGAAGCCAAGCCCAUUGUCUGCUUUUGACAGAGCAGCCAAGGAAAACCGUUCGAUUAAAUCACUAAAAGGGAGCGGAUAGCCACGAAAAGGAGUAUCUAGUAGUGGGUAGGCAUUGCGGUUUGUGAUUUACAGAAAAGGGCAGGACACGGCCAAAGCGCUUAGUACAUAGCUUAUAACGGAAAAUGAACCACAUCAAGUUUUAAUAAUAUGAGUAAGAACCGCGUUGUGUUGCAAUUGGCGACCAAUUGAUGCGUCUGUGCCGUCGUUUUCAGACCACUAGUUCCCGCGGACUCAUUUUGAUCACAUCAUUUUGAAAUUGUUACAUCGGGUCUAUUCAUUUAUUUUCCUAUUGUAAAGAGUUACUUGUUCAAACCAAGAUGAAUUUCCAAUCCGGGUCGGUGUCCGGUAUCUCGCAGCAGUCCCAACCGGCCAUGUCCACCCCAGGCACGGCCCCAGCGCCCGUUCCGGUACCAGUACCCCAGUCCAUCCCGUCCCAGUUCGGAUCAGGAUCAUCCGGAGGCUCAGGGCAGGGUCAGUUCGGUUCGGGAACAGUAUCGGGCCAGGCUUCCCAGGCCGGCCAACAAGGCAACCAGCAGUUUGUUUUGUCCAACUCGGCAGCCAUCCGGGCUGAGAUCCAUCGGUUCGAAUCGGUCCACCCGAACAUUUACUCAAUCUACGACCUGAUCGAACGCAUUGAUGACCUAGCCCUCCAGAACCAGAUCCGAGAACAUGUGAUCUCUAUUGAAGACUCUUUCGUCAACAGCCAAGAAUGGACAUUGAGUCGAUCAGUGCCAGAGCUCAAAGUGGGUAUUGUGGGUAAUCUGUCGAGUGGGAAAUCGGCCCUUGUCCACCGGUACCUGACAGGCACGUACGUGCAGGAGGAAUCCCCUGAAGGUGGUCGGUUCAAGAAGGAGAUGGUGGUUGAUGGACAGAGCUACCUGCUGCUGAUCAGAGAYGAGGGAGGCCCCCCGGAGCUGCAGUUUGCAGCGUGGGUAGACGCUGUGGUGUUUGUCUUCAGUCUGGAGGAUGAGAUCAGUUUCCAGACAGUCUACAACUACUUCCUGCGUCUGUCCAGCUACAGGAACACAGCAGAGGUCCCCAUGGUCCUGGUUGGGACGCAAGAUGCCAUCAGUGCUGCCAACCCCAGAGUGAUCGAUGACUCACGGGCCAGGAAGCUGUCCAACGACCUGAAGCGUUCCACCUACUACGAGACCUGCUCCACCUACGGCCUCAAUGUGGAGAGAGUCUUCCAAGAUGUUGCCCAGAAGGUGGUGGCUCUGAGGAAAAAGCAGCAGCUGUCUAUUGGUCCGUGCAAGUCCCUUCCCAACUCGCCUAGCCACUCAUCAGUCCCCAAUGCAUCCCUCCCCUCUGUGCAUAUUAACCAGGCGGCUAACGGCGGGGGUGCGUUCAGCGACUACUCCUCCUCGGUGCCUUCCACUCCCAGCAUCAGCCAGAGGGAGAUGCGCAUCGAGACCAUCGCCGCCUCCAACACGCCCACACCCAUCCGCAAGCAGUCCAAGCGCCGCUCCAACAUCUUCACAUCACGGAAAGCCAACAGUGAACAGGCAAAGACCACUGACAGUAAAACAGAUAGCAUAGGCAGUGGAAGGGCCAUACCCAUCAAACAGGGCAUCCUUCUGAAGAGAAGUGGGAAGUCCCUGAACAAGGAGUGGAAGAAGAAAUACGUCACACUUUGUGACAACGGCCUCCUCACCUACCACCCAAGUUUACAUGACUACAUGCAGAACGUGCACGGGAAAGAGAUUGACCUGUUGAGGACCACGGUCAAGGUGCCAGGGAAACGACCACCCAGAGCGGUCACCACUAUCGCCCCCACCGCCAGUCCCAAGACAAACGGGCUGACCAAGGACCGUAGCACCCUGCAGCUGGGCCCGCGAAGUGCCAACGGGAUGGGCGAGCCCCUAACCUGCAGCUCUGGAGUGGGCAGUGCUACCAGUCCCAAGCUGGAGCCUCCCCCCUCACCUCACGCCAACCGCAAGAAACACAGACGGAAAAAGAGCACGGGCAUCACCAAGCCAGACGGGCCGUCUACAGGCAAUGAAGAGUCGGAGGAGUCGUUUGAGUUCAUUAUCGUGUCUCUGACGGGCCAGAUGUGGCAUUUUGAGGCGUCUACGUUUGAGGAGAGGGAGCUGUGGGUCACAGCCAUCGAGAGCCAGAUCUUUGCCAGCCUGCAGUCCUGCGAGAGCAUGAAGAAUAAGUCCCGGUUAGGCAGCCAAAGUGAUGCAGCGUCCAUUCAGUCCAUAAGGAACGUGAGAGGGAACAGCAUCUGUGUGGACUGUGAUGCAGCCAACCCGGAUUGGGCCAGUCUUAACCUGGGGGCUCUGAUCUGUAUCGAGUGUUCAGGGAUCCACAGGAACCUGGGGACCCACCUGUCAAGGGUCCGCUCCCUGGACCUGGAUGACUGGCCCGUGGGGCUCAGCAUGGUGAUGAUGGCUAUAGGCAACGCUAUGGCCAACAGUGUCUGGGAGGGGGCCCUGGAGGGGUACACGAAGGUGGGCGCUGACAGCACCAGGGAGGAAAGGGAGCGGUGGAUCCGGGCUAAGUAUGACCAGAAGCUGUUCCUGGUGGGUCUCCCCCAGUCGGAUGUGCCCCUGGGGCAGCAGCUGCUCCGGGCCGUGGUGGAGGACGACCUGAGGCUGGUGGUGCUGCUGCUGGCCCACGGCACCAAGGAGGAGGUCAACGAGACGUACGGAGACGGGGACGGACGCACCGCCCUGCAUCUGUCCUGUGCCAUGGCCAACGUGGUCAUCACCCAGCUCCUCAUCUGGUACGGUGUGGACGUGAAAAGUCGGGACGCGCGCGGCCAGACGCCGCUGUCCUGCGCCCGCCGGGCAGGAAGCCAGGAGUGUUCUGACAUCCUGCUCCAGCACGGCUGCCCCAAUGACCCGGACAGCAGCCUCACCACCCCCAACAUGAGCCGCAGAAACCCCAAUGUUAACCCCAACCCUAACGUCAACAACAACAAUGCCCUCAGUGAGCUCAACCGCAGUGUCAGUAUAAUGUAGGACCAGGAGUGGAUCAUCCCAGAGCAGACCGGAGUAGACUUGACUCACCGAUCACCAAGGCCGUGAACAUAAACACACUGUGUCCCCAUAGAAGACCCAGUGACCGUACUACUCUCCCAGUCCCCAUUCUCCUCCUAUUCCGCUUCAUACUGUGUAACCUAAACUGAAUGACUGACAGUGGAGGCUUUUUUGGGCGCAACGGACAGGAUAGAGAUAUUCCAAGAUGCUGAGAGAGGCAGGCUUACCUGGUGGACAUUGUAUAUUGUACUUGUUUGGUUGUUGUUUUCUCAUAUCAUUGGCACAGCGGUACUGUCUGUGAGUAACAAUCAUGAUCAGUUUAAAGCUUUUUAUUGUUAUUAAGCAUCAACCAAAUGAAUGGCUCACCCCUCCCCUCUCUAGUAAAACAGUUAAUUUCUAUGCUUGAACAUUUUCUUUCCUGUCGUCCUCUGUUGGAGCCAAACUGUGUUUAUAUUGUGCUGUUUGAUGAAAUGACAAACUCCCUCCCAUAAUGCUUUUAUCCCUAUAUAGAGAAAGAUAAACACCUUCAUAACAUUUUGCUUUUAGAUACUCCAAAGGAACUUCCAUGUUGGACGCACAGCGUUUAAUGAGUGGUAUCAUCCAUAGUCAUACAGGAAAGAAACUAUUCCUAUAGAUAGUGUAAUAGGGUUUACAACAAGUCCUCCAUAGCCCACCAAUUUCAGAAUUCAGAAGGUUCUAAAUUAACCAGUUAGUAUUGGUACUAUGAAGCCAUCAAACUCUUGACAUGCCAUUCAUGUAAAAAAGCAACGCAUGUCUAGGUGGAAGGUCAAAAAUGAUUGAAAUACUUUACUUACGGGCAAAAGGUUUAAAUCAUAAUUUGACAUUUCAGAGAUGAUUGCACAAUGGGAGAAUUUUGGGAGAUAGUUAAGUGAGUCAUUUGUUCUUCCACCCUGAUCACGUCCUGCUUGCAAAUCAUCCAUGAUUAUAAGGGAAUUGAGGGUCUGUUUUAUGAGCAUCAUGUCGAUUGGUUUUUGUAAAAAUGCCUCUUCAAUCAGAAAUCAUUCAGAGGAAUGAUUGAAGGAAGGAAAUUGUAUCAUUAAGAGAGCUUUGUUGGAGUAAUUUUUGGAUGGAUUUGAAGAGUGUUGAUAACUAUUUGACACAGAUCACAUAACCUGGCCCCUGCAGGCAUAAUGGAAUGUCUGUUCACCUCUUGUAGCCGAAGGCCCUGUAUAUUGGUACUCAUGAUUAUAUGUCUUUUGUUGAUGUGAACUAUGUGGUGCGUGUGUGGGUGUGUGCGGUGCACAUGUGUGUGYGCGUGUGUGAAUGAAGGAGAGACAGGAAGUGACUGGGUAAAUCUGUGUACGGACACCAUUGGGAGAAAAGGCCAGCAUUUAUAGUUGUUUGACUAAAAGGUUUUUGGAGCAAAAAAAGGUGUUUUCAAGUACAGACCACUGUAACAAGCAGGGGUUGGAACCGAAAACAGGAAAAUAACAUUUUUGUGAAACAGAAGCGAGGAAAUUAUCUGUUAUUUUAAAAGCAUGGGAACCGGUUAAUAAUGUUAUUUUAUGUUUCGGGGAAUUUUUUUCCAGGCACACAAAGAAACGCAACAAAGAGCCUAUGCAAAGCCCUCACUCUGUCACUCAGAAACGUAUACCAGUGCCUGCAAGCUGGAAAUCUUUGCCUGUGCGUGUUUAGGCUACCCCCCCCCCGAAGCAUAGGCUACUGUACUGACAUUACAAGUGUGAUUCUGAAGACGGGGAGAGAUUUUUUAUUGGCUAGAGAAGAAUGGAUUCACUUUUUUCAAUGCUUGUUAAGGAUACUAUAGUUAUCACGUUUCACAUUGGAUUUAUUAACUACGAAAAGRAAGACGUGUUUUUAAUUAUGGUGCCGCUCUGCACAAACAAGCUUGUUAACUAGCUCUGGUCCAGCAUUAAGCCAGCCCUCGGAACUCUCAGAGUGGACCGGACUCACCAAUCACCAAGGCCCAGCGCUUGCAUAGAAACCGCUCCUCUGUAGGUAGAGUAUAAUUCGGUGGGAUUAAUUCGGAUAAUGCAUGUCAUAACAAGCCACGCCUCCUCCUCCACCCUCUCGCUCUCCCCACCCAGGGGAAUCGCAUCUCGCCCCCUACACUUGUCUGUCCAUCACACAUGUUAACAACUAGUUUGCCCGCUCCAUAGCAAGCUGCUCUAUCUGCCCUGAUUGGUGAAGUAAUUUAUUGAACUAAAUGUAAAAAACUGUUCAUUCCACAGGCCAAAAAGGAAUGAUAGAAAAUGGAAUGGUUCAGUACUUUAUUUUGCUGGUCGGAACAGUGGAACGGAAUAAAAUAAAGUGGUGGUUCUGUUCAGAACGAAACGAUUGGAAAGUACGAUUGGUUGGUUGGUUCCAACCCCUAGUAAACAGUAGCUCGUCCUCCAAUAAGACUUAUCCUGAAGUGGUGUGGAUUAACGUUGACUACUGGAGUCGUUUUGAAGCUUUCCAUCUCAAUUCCUCUACAACCAAUGUGACUUUAACGAACCAUCCAACCCCUCACCCUUACUCAAGGGACCAAAACAGGUACAUUCAAGUGUCAAACCAUGGAGAUAGAGACUAAAAGGGUCAAGAUGGGAUGGAGAGAAAAGCCAAGAUAACUUGACAGUUUUUAUGGUAAUUCUUCAUGAUAAUAUCAUAUGUGUAUAUAUAUAGACGAGACAAAACAAGAUGGAGGAGGGACUUUCACAACAGGAACAUUCAAGUGGUAUUGGCAUAAAGUAUAUAGAGACAUUUCAUUUUCCUCGYUCUUCUGCCGUUUUAAGGUUUGAAAUUAAAACCCAGUUUUCUGGUCUUUAAAUGUACUAUGGCAGUGUUUAUGUUUACAGGGCAAAGGCUCUUCAUAUUAACGCUGUUACAUUAUCUACAUGGUUUUGUUAUUUCCCAGCAGGCUAAACUGGUUGGAAUUACGUCAGUACAACCUGGUUACAACCAUAUUAUAACCUGGUUGUAAACUGGUUGUAAUGAGGACAUUUAAACCAGCUUUGCCCCCCCCCCCGCUGUGUUCCCUCAGUAUUUGUAGUUUAUUGAAACCCACAAGAUAUAAAGAUGUGGUCAAUCAGGAAUAGUGUCAAAUACAGUAUUCGCUUUCAUCCCUGUUGUCCUGAAUUGGCCCUCAGAUUCAACCAAAUUACAUUUAGACUGAUGGUCAACAGAGCUUGUAGACAGCCUUACGUUAUAACUACAUUGACGAGUUGGCCUUUUCCUUUGGUGUACAGUAGGUGUACAGUACGUGUACAAACCACCAUGGCACCAACGUAUUUCAAUGAAUUCUCAAGUACAUUUCAAAGUAUGUCUGAUAUACGGUAGUAGAUUAUUUCCUAUAGAGGAGUUUGAGGUAUAUACUUACCUGAUGCCAUAGGACCAUAUUCACCCUUGUAAUAUUUCCCUUCCCCACUACUGUUAACGCUGCCUGACUAUAACCAUUAUUCUAAGCAAAAUGUUUCCCCCCAAAGACGGGCUGUUCUGAUAUGGCACCCWAUUGCCUAAAUAGUGCACUACUUUUGACCAGAGUUCAAUGCGAUACCUGGUCAAAAGUAGUCCACUAUAAACGGAGUAGGUUACUAUUUCGGACGUACCCAGGUUCUCUAUGACCAGACAAGCUCCCAGUCAAACAAUUGAAAAUAUUUUUGUUUUUUACAGUCAGUCUUCCUUGACUUGUAAACCCUAUUUUGAUAUCUUUUCAAUUUUUUCAUCAUUGUUCUCAAGCAUAUUUUUAGGUACUUUGGUUAGGUCUCAAUGUAGCUACAUUAUCUGACCAUUUGAGGUACUUUGUGUAUAAUGAUGUACAUUUGACAUAUUUAUAAUGCAGUAUGUAAAUAUUGUUUGUUUUUGUUUAAUUUUUCUAUUGUAUUUUUUUCUCUCUUUACGUUCGGAACGUGAGACAAAGCAUAAAGCUAAAGAGUUAGCUGCUGUGUGCUUGGAUGCUUGGCUGACUGUUGACCUAUUCAUCAAACACUCCAAUAAAACUAUGUAGCCUUUCCUGGAUUUGGGAAAUAACAAAA